Molecule: messenger RNA, 834 nt
Organism: Euleptes europaea (tarantolino)
Lineage: Eukaryota; Metazoa; Chordata; Lepidosauria; Squamata; Sphaerodactylidae
Gene: TSSK3
Product: testis specific serine kinase 3
Exons: 2
Coding region: 1-834 (277 amino acids)
Biological process (GO): intracellular signal transduction; microtubule cytoskeleton organization; protein phosphorylation
Cellular component (GO): cytoplasm
Molecular function (GO): protein serine/threonine kinase activity; tau-protein kinase activity; ATP binding
Source: RefSeq, a predicted model, not a curated record
AUGACCGAUGAGCACGUUAAAGACACGAUGGAGGAGUUCCUUUUCUCCCAUGGUUACCAAAUGGGCAAAACCAUUGGGGAAGGGACAUAUUCGAAGGUCAAGGAAGCUUUUUCAAAGAAACACCAGCGAAAAGUGGCCGUGAAAAUUAUAGACAAAAUGGGAGGACCAGAAGAGUUUAUCGAGAGAUUCCUUCCCAGGGAGCUUCAGAUCGUCAAGCGCUUGGAUCACAAGAACAUCAUCCGCGUAUACGAGAUGCUGGAGUCAACCGACGGGAAAAUCUACCUGGUGAUGGAGCUGGCAGAAGACGGCGAUGUCUUUGACUGUGUCCUGCAAGGCGGGCCCUUGCCCGAAAGCCGAGCAAAAGCCCUCUUCUGUCAGCUGGUAGAAGCAAUCCGCUACUGCCACAGCUGUGGUGUGGCGCACCGCGACCUGAAAUGCGAGAACGCCCUCUUGCAGGGCUUCAACCUGAAACUGACUGACUUUGGAUUUUCCAAACUGCUCCCCAAGAACCGCAAGGAGCUGAGCCAGACGUUCUGCGGCAGCACAGCCUACGCCGCCCCCGAGGUGCUGCAGGGCGUGCCCCAUGAUAGCAGAAAGGGCGACAUUUGGAGCAUGGGGGUGGUUCUCUACGUCAUGCUCUGUGCCAACCUGCCCUUUGACGACACAGACAUCCCCAAGAUGCUGUGCCACCAGCAGAAGGGGGUUUCCAUCCCAGGCCACCUGGGGAUUUCUGAGGAAUGCCAGGACCUUCUCAAAAGCCUGUUGGAACCAGACAUGUUCUUGAGACCUUCCAUCGAAGAAGUGACUUGGCACCCAUGGCUAGCAAACCCCUGA